UAGUAUUAUAAAAUUUAGUAUACAUUUAUUAUAAAACCUCUCAACCUUCCUUCUCUCUAAUAAAGAGGGGGGGGGAGAAGCUUUGGGUAGUGUACCAUGCAAUCAGCAUAAUAAAACCCAAACUCCGCAGAGACCCAUAAUCCACCGCCCGGCCCAGCUUGCCCAGUCACUCUCGGGGCGUCUCCAAAGCGCGCAGCAGCUCAAGCGAGUCUGGUAUUAUUAUUAUUAUUUUUUUAUCAUCUUAAAUCGAGGUUGGGAAAAGGGGGCGGCGCUUGUCCGGGCUCCGUUCCAAAGGGGGCGGCGCUUGUCCGGGCAUCGUUCGAAAGAGGCGGAGCCGAGGCCGCUGGGAAAGGACCAGUCCUGCAUCGCUCGGCAGGGAAACCGGCGAGCAUCCUUUCCCAGCGCCGCAAGCCGCUUCGGGGAACGGGGGCCUCCGGGAGCGCCCUCGCCUGGCCCCGCCGCUUCUGCUGCUCCUCCUCCGCCCGGUUGGCCAUGGCCGAGAUCGCCAGCGUCCGCCCCAGCUUCGAUGUCUCCCCCAUUGUGGCGGGCCUCAUCGGGGCCACGGUCCUCGUGGUCUCGGUCUCAGUGACGGUCUUUGUGUGGAGCUGCUGCCAUCAGCAGCUGGAGAAGAAGCAGAAGAGCGCCCCGUACAAGUUCAUCCACAUGUUGAAAGGCAUCAGCAUCUACCCGGAGACUCUCAGCAACAAGAAGAAAAUCAUACGCAUCCGGCGGGACAAGAAGGGUGUGGCCAGGAAAGACGGGGACGGGCACCUUCUGGCGGACGCGGCCGAGGCGGGCUUGGUGGGCUCCGAAACCACGUCCGGUGGGUUGAACUCUCCCGUCAACCCACUCCCCAUCAAAGUUGAGUAUGGAGAAGAACCGAGUCCUCACCAAAGCUUGACCCCGGCGGGGAGCAAGACCUCCUCGCUGUCAUCUCCCGAAGACGAUAUCAUGCUAGGGACACUGACCUUCUCGGUGGAUUACAACUUCCCCAAAAAAGCCCUGGUGGUCACCAUCCAAGAAGCCCACGGUUUGCCGGUGAUGGACGAACACAACCAAGGUUCGGAUCCCUACAUCAAGAUGACCAUCCUGCCGGACAAGAGGCACCGGGUGAAGACUCGCGUCCUCCGGAAGACGCUGGACCCCGUCUUCGACGAGACCUUCACCUUCUACGGAAUCCCUUACAGCCAGCUGCAGGAUUUGGUCCUCCACUUCCUGGUGCUCAGCUUCGACCGUUUUUCUCGGGAUGACGUCAUCGGGGAGGUGAUGGUACCACUGGCGGGGGUGGACCCCAGUACCGGGAAAGUCCAUCUGACGAGGGAAAUCAUCAAGAGGAACAUACAGAAAUGCAUCAGCAGAGGAGAGCUACAGGUUUCCUUGUCCUACCAGCCUGUCACUCAGAGGAUGACCGUCAUGGUGUUGAAGGCGAGACAGCUGCCCAAGAUGGACAUCACGGGGCUCUCAGGUAAUCCUUACGUGAAGGUGAACGUCUACUACGGCAGGAAGCGGAUCGCGAAAAAGAAAACCCACGUGAAGAAGUGCACUUUGAACCCCAUCUUCAACGAGUCUUUCAUUUACGACAUCCCCACCGAUCUCCUGCCGGACGUCAGCAUCGAAUUCCUGGUCAUCGACUUUGACCGGACCACCAAAAACGAAGUGGUCGGACGGCUGAUCCUGGGGGCGCACAGCGUCACGGCCGGCGGAGUGGAACACUGGCGGGAGGUGUGCGAGAACCCCCGGAAGCAGAUCGCAAAGUGGCACAGCUUGAGCGAAUAUUAGCAGGGUAUACGAGGAAGGCGCGGGAGGGGUGGAUCGAUUCACACCCGCGCCACCUUCCAGAGACUCUUCCCCCCCACCUCCCCGAGACACCCCGCCCGCCCCACCCCACCCCGAAAAAAACGGCCCCUUCUAUUUUAGAACUGACCGUUUCCAUAAGAAGCAGCUGACUGGUUCUUCUGUUGUGACAUUGUUUACAGGGCCCGCGCGCACACGCAACACGCACCCGGGUUCUACAAACCGCGGGAAAGGAAAAGAAAAAAGAGUGCAUUAAUUUUAAGGAUACCACAAAAACCUAUAUUUAAAAAAACAAAAAAAAAGAACGUAAUCGCACUACUAUUGCAUGCCAAGUACAGACGUCGAGAGAAAAAAAAAAA
Thamnophis elegans (Western terrestrial garter snake) is the source of this 2153-nucleotide messenger RNA. It is a transcript of the gene SYT11, whose product is annotated as synaptotagmin 11. Gene Ontology annotation, molecular function: clathrin binding; calcium-dependent phospholipid binding; SNARE binding. Gene Ontology annotation, cellular component: synapse; axon; membrane. The transcript has 4 exons. Gene Ontology annotation, biological process: regulation of dopamine secretion; regulation of calcium ion-dependent exocytosis; vesicle fusion. Bases 493 to 1779 code for a protein of 428 amino acids. NCBI's taxonomy places the organism in Eukaryota, Metazoa, Chordata, Lepidosauria, Squamata, Natricidae. The record is from RefSeq and is a predicted model, not a curated record.